GAGUGUGUGUGUACUUUAUCUUCCAGCGCUCUCGCGAUAAAGCUAUCUACGUGGCCGGGGGUUCCCGACCAGUGGGCGUAUUGUCUUCCACAAAAGAGAAAGUUUCUUGGCAGUGUCGACGCACAUCUCAUAACGCUCGUUGCCUGGUUCCUGACUUCACGAUUCGUUGGCAUCAUGACGGGGCGAACCACGGCAUGUGCUAUAACCGCUGCAUUGCUGCUUGCAUUCUCAUCGGUUCAAAGCGUGAGCGGCGCCUGUGAUGUCAAGCCAAAACCAGGAGUUGCACCUCGCCAAUACCCGAAUAUAUUCGAGUCCUACCCCAAGGGGUUCAAGCUAUCUGCCGAGGUCAACGACCGUGAGUCAAAAACGACGAUGUUCCUGACAGAGUACUUCGACACGAGGUGGCAUCAAGGCCUUUUGAAAUUGACUAGUGAUGGUGUAUUUACAAAUAUUUAUUACCGCACAGUCUCGGAGGAGAUUUUUAUUUUCGAUGAUCAUUCUUGUGAGACUUUGAGCCUAAAAAACACCCCUAAAGAUCUUGAGACCAUGGCCCUUCGCCUCCAAGGCUACACAAUACUAGGUGCUUCAGCGCUUUUUAUAGGUCCUUCGAUUCCUGGCGGUUACAAGUCGGCGUACCAAGGCCAAGGCGGAAAUGUCAGAGGAAUCCGCACACAGAAAUGGUCCACUUGUGUCGACAACGAAAGUGAACCUGUGGAUAUUUUCUUCGCUGAGGAUCCAGGCGCAGACCUAGGGAAUGCUACAAGCAAGGCUGUGCCCGUACGGAUUCAACAAGGAAAGGAAACCACCGAUAUCAUGAUGAUGCAACCAUAUGAAAACGACAGGGACAAAAAAUUCGAGAUUCCGAUAGGUCUGGGAUGUACACGUCUUGCAGCAAACCUUCCGAAACCCCCAGACCUUUCCAAGGUCACGAUGGAAUUCCAUUCUGAGCUUACCUUCUCCGAUCGGACUUUGAAGAAUUCCUACUCUUACAUGUCUCAUUUAGAUACAAUCUACAACACAGAAAAGCAGCUUUUCAGUUACAUCAUGGAACCCUGGGAGACAUCGGCACCCAUUAAACCGACCCUGCCGCAGGAUGCAACGCAGAAGAUAUGGGACGCCAGAAACGGCAUGGUCUACAAACUAGGUACGAUGAAGGGGCGUCCCUACUGCACGAUAGAGGCUCAAAGUAAUUAUUCUCUGAGGGUGACGCUCCCAGACAGAAACUCUGCAAACAUGUUAGAAAUCAUCUUUCUGGACUACGACGUGCUGCAAAACGCCAGCUAUCUUGGCAGGCAUGUGGUUCGAGGAAUUCCCACAGAGACCUUCGAGAUAGCCACGGGUGAGCUUCCAGCCAAAGUCGACUCCUUCACGAAAGCUAUCGUCACCUACCACUAUCUUCCGGCACGCUCCUUCAUUAGAGUUUCAAACAAAAGUAUUCCGGUCAAAGUUGCAAUGCAGACGUUCAUCAACCAAAAUGGCAAAGAAAGACCUCAAUUUUCGCUGGUGGCAAACAUCCAUGACAUCUCGACAUCAAUGGAACGUCUGAAUGAGAAACUGAAUGUGCAAAGUUGCUACAAGGAAGAUGACUCGAGUAACACCUGGAUUCAGAUUGGAUUUCCAGUUCUGAAUAAGCUUGUCCUGCUGCUCAAUCGGGGACCACACAUCAAGAGUGCAUUUCUCGAGAAGCUGUUUUCCCUGUCGUCGUUGUCUCCAUUGCGAGUUCCUCGUGUCAUGGUGGAUUUUACCAGCAACAUGAUAUACGUGACGGCCCUCAUCUUAGAACGACCUAAUCUAAAAGGAGAUUUUAUGGAGAAGAAAAAUUUCGGACUCAAAGUUUCUGAUUGGUCUGAAACCGCAAUCACGUUUGACGACUGCCUCAAGUUGUGCUUAAGUGGGGACUACAAUGGAUGCAGCAUUGCAUCAUACUGCGGCGCUUCGUGCUACACUUCCACCACCACGGUUGCUGACAAGACAACUGCACUUUAUAAGACGAUCGGAUGCAAUUCCUACAUCAGAAAAACAUCCACCAAUUCAGAAAGUUCUCCACUUACUCGCGAUGCUCUUGCCGCUGUUCAGGACGCGGUCGAAAGAAGCAACUUCGUGAUCUAUGUGGACGCCGAACCUGUGAUGCGUCUCACCCUGAUAGCCGAAAGCAUGGAAAAUUCGAUUGAUUCCGUCCCUUUCGCUUCUCAAAAUAUGGACGCCAGCGAUCGCAGAAAGUUACAAAGAGAUGGUGGAAAGGUGGAAGGAUUCGAAGCUUACAGCUUCGAGUACAAGUUCAAGCCGGGUUCCGAGAGCACCGUACACCUGGGAAUGUACCCUCUGGAAGACUGUUCGGCCAUCUGUCGUGACCGCGAGGACUGCCUGUCAUUUUCAUCGUGCCUCGUGAGCUCCGAGUGUAGCAUCAGCACGACGAGAGCUCGCAAUACCGAAAACGUGGUGAAGGCGCCAGCGUGCAGCGUCUUUGACAAAUCCUUUACGACCAAUUUCGAGGCCUUCGAAGGCAUCUCUUUGAGCGUGACCGCCAGGAGGACGAUUCAGGUGGACGGGAUACAAGACUGCGCUCGUUACUGCGAGUUGGAGAAGGGCUUCAACUGCAAGUCUUUCGACUACUGCCGCAUGGUCUCGCAAACUGGGGACUCGUGCCGCCUGCACGAGACGCACCUGACGGACCCCGGAGACGCCUCCCGAAUUAAAUCCCAGACUGCGGAUAAGUGCGUCCAUUACUCGAGGAAGUACCUCAACGACUUCAGGAAGCAGAAAUCGUCGCGCGUCACGUCCGACGCCUACACGGUAAUCGCGAAAGUGUCGGCCGCGCAGUGCGCCAGACAGUGUCGCGAAGCCCUGUUUUUCUGCGGCAUCUUCCACUUCUGCACUGGACCCCAGAAUCUGGGACGCGGAGACUGCUUCCUGCACAACGGUGACGCCAGCUCCUUCAAGACCGUCCAUUCCCCCGUUUGCAGCGCCUACACGUACAUCGAAGACCCUGACACCAAGAGCUUUUUGGCACGAACCGCCGCACUUCACAGCAACGGCAAGGCUGGCGGGCUGGCCUUCUUCAUGAUACUUCUAGGAGCUGGAAUGGGAGUGGCUGGCCUCGUCGCUUUUGGUGUCUACAAGAGAACGAAAUUUAACCGGGUCUGAGGUGUGGUCGAGUCUAAUCUAAAACUGGUUUACAUCUUAUGGCGUGAGUCAAAUAAAUUGUUAUUAUAAUAUUGCAUAUUUAAAAGGAGGACCGAUCUAAUUUAUAAAACUUGAAAAUAGCAUUAUAUUCACAGUGAUUCUGUGGUUGAAAAAAAAGUGUAACUACUGACCAAAAAAUGAACUUUUUGAAGAAUUAAACCAAUGACAUCCCAUUG
Messenger RNA from Ixodes scapularis (black-legged tick), 3359 nucleotides. RefSeq lists its product as uncharacterized. The record is from RefSeq and is a predicted model, not a curated record. NCBI's taxonomy places the organism in Eukaryota, Metazoa, Arthropoda, Arachnida, Ixodida, Ixodidae. Bases 175 to 3144 code for a protein of 989 amino acids. The transcript has 24 exons.